AUGGGAGAAGCAGAUGCACAAAGUGCUCCAGCAUUGCAAGAAAAUACAUCCACUGCACAAACUAAAUGUAUGUCUCCUAAUACAAAGACAGAUGCUGAGAGUCCUGUAGGUCAGUCACCAGCAGGGCCAUCUAGAAGACGAGCUGUAAGACAAACGAAGCAUGAAAAGUCGUUACCAUGGCCUCAAGAGCCCAUGAAUGACGAACCUAUCAAUAUGAUCAAAGGAGACUUUCCAAAUAAUCACGACGAUCACGCCUAUGAAAGAACUGCUAGUCCGUGUAAUGGGUGUGUGAAGAGGGAAGCGUCAAGUACUCCAGAUAAUCUCUCGCCUGGCACUAAAGAUGAGGACGAUGAAGAUGAUGAUGACGAUUCAGAUAAAAUCGACAUCAACAAAUAUGAUCCAGAGAGACUUAAAGCUUUCAAUAUGUUCGUUCGCUUAUUCGUGGAUGAGAACUUGGAUAGGAUGGUGCCCAUUUCCCGGCAACCAAAGGACAAAAUCCAAGCAAUUAUUGAUUCCUGUGCGAGACAGUUUCCUGAAUUUGGAGAACGAGCGAGGAAAAGGAUUAGAACCUACCUCAAAUCCUGUCGAAGGAAUAAAAGAACAAGAGAAAAUAACAACUGGGAAGCAGGGCGGAACACGCAACCUCACUUAACAUCUGCCCUUGCAGAACAGAUUUUAGCCAGCGCCUGUGAGAACGAGAGUCAAAACGCCAAAAGAAUGCGUUUGGGAUUGAAACCUAUUGCCGCUGAAGUGGAAAGAGGACGUUCCGAAACUCCUGUCUCUCGGAGCCCGCAGCACGAAAAUAUUUUGCAAACCACACUGCGACACGGCAAGUCUCAAGCAUCCGCUAUUUUGAACGGUUCUCCAUCUUAUUCUUCGGCGUACCGUAUAGUGCCAAAUGCCUCUACAAAUGGUCAUCCAAGCGCCAUAACGAAUUCCAGUAAUGGACCAACAGAUCUCAGCAUGAAGAAAAGUGGGCCAACCAACAGUGCAGUGAAGCAUUCUCUGAAUCCAAGUGAAGUGAUCGCCGUCAAACAGCUAAUCGCUGGGUACAGAGAAUCAGCUGCUUUCUUGCUGCGAUCAGCAGACGAGCUGGAACAGCUUCUAUUACAGCAAAACUGAAACAUCCUAAAAAUGAAAUUCGGCGCUUGAUGAGGCAAAGGUGGCCUUCAAAUACUCUUUUACUGGGAGAGUGGUUUUAGAGCUGAACUCAUCUUUUAGUAGAAUAACUCAGUGGCGGAAUAAUGACCACUGUGCCCCAGCAUUUUCAAAUAAUAAUUUUCUAGAGGGGCAAAAAAUAUUUUUUAAAUAAACAUUCCUUGAGCUUUGCUGCCCGUAUGAUGGGAAAUUCGGCUGGACCGAUUAUUACGAAUUUUUUUAUAUUCAAAGAACUUAACAUUCAUGAAAUUUCGAAUGGCGUUUUAAAAUGUGUUCAUAAUGUUAUCUUAAAUGUAUAUGGUAGACCUGUUGCGCAUAUAAAUUUUCACCUGUCUUCUAAAUGUAAGCCUUAUACAGAAUUCAUGCGCACUAUUUUUUGUACGUUGCCGUUUUACUUGUUGAAACUGAUUCAAAAUCAGUUUCACCGAGUGAAAUGAAUUGCAUUAAGUCCAUUUUAUUCAUUCGUGUAUCUCUGAGCUUCAUUUAAAUAAGUGAAGGCAUUUCUAAUUUUCUGAUUUUUUUCUUCGUUUUAUUUUAGGGUUAUUUUCAGAUUUUUUAAAGUUACACAUACAGAAUUUUCCUUCAAAGGAUUUUACCAAUUAGCAAACUUCACGUAAAGCGUUCAUCUUAAAAUUAUUUUGCGAAAUGAACAAUUAGAACGUAUAUAGCUUAAACUUAUCAUUAUUAUCACAGUCCAGACUAUCUUUUAUAUGCACUUCAAGUUUAGAAGUUGUGAAAAGGAUUUAUAGUGCAAUAUAGGUUUUUUUACUAUAAAAUGUUUAAAAAAUUGUGAGAUUUUUAUAUUAGAUUAUCUUUUGUUAGAUUUAUCUCUUUUGACUUUAAAGGGAUCUUAUAAUGCGCGAAAUAAUAGAAAUAAGUUGAACAUUGUGGAAAGACAUAUUUUGAAUUUGUUUCAUAUUCAGAGAUAUUUACGUAACAUGAAUCAAGUGCUAUAUUGUAAUUGUAAGGUGUUUUUGAUGUUAAAAAUUAGCAUAAUUUUUCAAACUUAAGGCACGUUUCGUAUUUCUUCCCCGUUUCAUUACUUCGUGGAGAAGUUCUUCAAAUAUUUCUUGAGGAAAGUAAGUAGUUUACUUUAUAAAAUUAUAAAUUUCUUUGAGAUAUUUUCUAAUUUUACAAACUUAGAUUUUUUUUCACUUUUAAAGUUUCUCUCCCCCAAGUAUGAUAGUUCAUGCUUUGCUUGCCAAUUUUCAAUAUCUGCAUUUAAAUAAGUGAAGCAUUUCUUCAGUUCGUCAUCCUGAAUUUUUCUUUUGCCAUUUUGCUGAUAUUCACUGUUGCUAUAACUGUUUGAUUUCCGAUUUAUUUUGCUGCUAAUUUUUAAAAUCCCGUAUGGUUGGGUUCUAAAUAAUUAUUGCCGAAUUCUGGUAACACUUUUAUUUCAUAAAAUUGUUUUUUUGUACUUCCAAGGUUUAAUAUCUUAAUUUCUUUGAAAUUUAUUUUCCUCUUGCUUAAUUUUUUAUUCUCUUAGUUUCAAAUUUUAAGUUCGCUGGUAUUGUAUUUUUAAUUUCCUCUGGGACUUUAAAAACUUGAGAUAUCUGAAUAUUUAAUUUUCUGUAUUUUUCCUAUUUAGCUGUUAUAUCAAGCAUGUUUGUUCCUUUGUUGAAAUGUAUAUUCUAAUAUUCCUCUGGUUCCGCCACUGAGGUUGCUAUCUAGAAAUGUUCUAUUGAGGAACACUAUAUGGGUGGACUAUAUAGGAGGCAUGUGAAUUCAAGCCUUGUCUCCUUAUAUUUUUGGCCAUUAAUUUUUCGGCCAGUGUUUUUGUAACUGAUUAUUGGUGUCCAGUGUUUAAUCGAGUAUUACUUUUCUAAGUCUGUAUUGAGACUCUAUUUUAUUAACAGGAUUCGUAACGAAGGUAUCACAGCCAAAUAUUGUCGGCAAGAAUUCUUUCUUUUUAGAAGUGUUUGUAGUUUUUAGCGUAUCAUCGUCACUGCCAUCUCGUCACUGAAAUUAAUCGUGUAAAAUUUAAAUGCAUUUAAAAUUCGUUUAUGUUCUUUUUCCUUCGGUCAACACGUGAGAAAAGUAUGUUUAUUCUUAACUCUAGCACUAAAGAAUUUGUAUAGUUUUCUGUGGCAUUAAACCGAGUGCAAUAUUGGUGACGAGACGUAAUGCAUGUGGUACGCUACCUUGUCAGUAUAACUGAUUAAAAUUUUUUAUUAGUAUCAUAUCGCUCAGUAAAAAAUAUCUCGUUUAAAUAUCGAAAUGUAAAUUUUUGGGUGCUUAUUACAUUUUAAGGAAUAAGGUAUGCAGUUAAUUGUUAGAUUUCUAACACCUUUUAUUAUCUUAACGCAGAGAUUCUUUUCCUACAAUUUAAUAUAAGAUUUUUUAAGUCCUGAAGAUUGUAAUACUAACUAAAUCAUGUAAAAAUAACUUCCAGUUAGAUAAGUAGUUUGAUUUAGCUAACUGAUUUUAUGAUAGAUCUUGAAAUGCACAUUGUACAUGUUGCUAAAUAAUGAACCUGACAUUACUUGCAUUAAAUAUUUCCAAGACGUAACGAAGUUUACCCAUUUUCAUUCUUGAAUGAAUAUUCUGUACUUGAAAUACUUAAUUUACUUAGAAUGUGGUCUUCUUUGUCACUAAAGGAAACUUUUAGCAAACACAUUUUUUUCAAAAAUAAUUUCCUAUAUCCAAUAAAGCUUAUCUAAUUUCUCAAUGAUAGCAAUUACUCAGAUUUAUAUUGCUUCAUGAAUGACCAUUUAUCAAUAAAACUGAUAGAAGUUUCUGAGCUGUAUACUAUGGAAGCAUGUUUCCUUCAGUCUUUCCAGUAUUUGUAAUAUUUAAAAAUAUUUCCUUUCGCAUCUUUUUCCGGAAAACCGAAUUUUUCGCAGUGCAUACCUCGGUUUUCAUCAUAGAGCACUUUAUAUAACUGUUAUGCAGUUUUAUAUAUAUGGUUUGGAUGUAUGGUCGAGAGAACAAAAGAAAUACGCUGAAGCGUCACACAGAAAUUAAAAUUUUUAAUAAAGACUCAGCAUUUUUAUUCUUUGAGUUCCUUGAUGAAAAUGGGUACAUUUACGCAAAUCCUUUGAUUGAGAAACAAUUAAUAGAAAUAUGUAAAAAAUGAUUUUUGCUAUUUUAUGGCUUCUCAUUAUAAAUUGUUAAAUAUGUUUUCAUAUUGAGAUUCCCGUUAAACUAGGCAAAUUGCACCAUUGAAAAGAUAUUCUUACGUCAAAAAUGUGCUUAACGAAGCUAAGACUAAAUGAUCACUUUAAACAUUCAUUUCUGAAAGAGCUAUCUAAUUUAGAAAUUCCUGAACAAAAUUUCCGUGUCUUUAAAACUGUAACAUAAGUGCUUAAGCAAAUACGUUUCGCAGUUCUAUUUACUAACUUAUUUUAGUUCUAAAAUAUGAAGCAUUUUUUGCUCGCGUAUUAAGUAGAAAACCUAAACAUACAUUUAUAUUUUUAUAAAGCUUUAAUUCCGUGUGCUAGUAUUCCAGUUGCUUUAGUUACAAAUCAUUUGCUGUUGAUACUAAGUUCCGAUUUAAAUAUUGUCCGUACAAAUAUGAAUAUGCUUGUGAUUCUCUUUACAUGCAAACAAAUAUAUUUCAUAAAAAUAAGCAAAUACAUAAAAAUUAUUAGAUCUUAGAAAUAAAAUUGUUUUCUUUAAAAAAUUUAAAUUAAAGGAUUAAAUUAAUGUAGGAAUUAGAAUUUGGCAUCAGUUCAUCAAAUUUAGUAUCGCAUAAUAAAGGAACUAUCCGUAUGUGCGCCAUAACAUUAUUAUCAAGCGUACUUCGAGAAAUAACUUAGAAUACAGUAAAAAUUUAAGCCAAAUAAAUUAUAAUUAAGCUAUUUCAUAAUCAAAUUAAGUUUUCAAUAUUUUUUUUUAAAUCUGAGUCUGAAUAUUGUGUAAAAUAGUUUCUUACAUGCCUCAACGUUCUUCAGAGUUGAGCAAUUUAGAAGCACAUAUGAAUAAUUCUCACUAUUUAAAACCUUUGUCCUUUCCAUUCUGUAUAAAAUUUUGCCCGAUCAAGAGCGAUUUUAAGUGUUUUGUAAUUAUAUUUCUGUUGUGUAAAUGUUACUAAAACCCAUAUUGUAAAUAAAAAUAAGAAAUGAAAUGUGCAUUUUAGGUGUCGUAAGUGAAUUAUAUUUGGUAUCCGCCAUUUUUUAAACAUUUUGCCUGAUAAUUUUAGAUAAACACUUUUAAUUAUCAGGUAACUCCAUAAUGUGACACAAAAUGUUUGACCUUUAUGUCUUUGACUUCAAGAUCUGUACUUUUAUCUCUCGUCUCCACUUCAAGAGAAUUUUUACACAGUGCACUCGAAUCUCUGCUUAACUAUAGUGAAAUAUUUACCGAUGGAAUAGUGAUAACCAGACUUCCUCUAUGAUGCUAGUUCAAGUUUGAGAACAACUAUAGUUUCUCCCCACCAAGAAAGAGAAUGCAAUAUUCUCUCUCGUCGAGCUUGAAUUUUUUACAAUCUCAAUAUGGACUCGAAAGUUAAGGAGUCCAGAAAUAAAAUCCAUGAAUAUUUUGAGGGUCUGUCAUGAAUAAGCCUUUGUAAGAGAAAAUAAGAAAAAAAAAUGCUUCCUUAUUUGGUACAUCACUGGGCAAAUAUGUCUAUUACUUACAAAAUCAUGUUCCAUUGUUGUAACUGUAAUAUGAUAGUACCAUUACAGUUGUAAGAAUGCUGAUAUGAUAGGAUAUUUCUUUUGUUGAUUUAGAUACCUCAAAGUAGGUAGGUACACACUGAGCGAAUACAGUGCUCUUGGUACACUUAUUCGACUAGCAGUUUGACUAAUAGUUACAGAUUUCAAAGCCAGUAGAACAAAAAAUGUAAUUAAAAUCUAAUCGUACCCUUCAACAUAUCUAUAUUAUAAGUAUCUUUGAACUGAAUCCUAGCGAUCACUUUAAUGUUCAGUAUUUUUAGUAUUCAAUACAGAUUACUGAACAGUUAAUGUAGUUUAAAACAGUUGUUUAAUCGCUCACUGUUCUUAUAAGAAAUGGCGCUGAGAAAUGUGUUCUUCAAAUUCAUUGAACUCACAUGUUUCGAUCAAAAUGAUUAGCAAAAUUUAGCUGUCAUAUACCUUACAAAAGUAAACGCUGAUUUUUAAUAAGUCUCAUAUAAGGCGUAUAUAAUUUAUAUAUCAAAAUUCUAUGUUUUAGUUUCAGAUAUCCAUUUGAAGUACUUUUCCAGUUAUACACGCAUAGAAAGCGUCAGAAAUUGUAAUUAUUCUAGUUUAAACGUUUUUUUUUUUUUUUUUUUUUUUUUUUUUUUUUUUUUGUUUGUUUUUUAAUUUUUUAUAAUUUCCAUAAAUAAAAACAGUGAAAGAAAACAUUCACCCAGUAUUAUAAUAUAUGACUGAAUUGUUGAACAGCAGUUAGUAAAGGAAAUAGGCAGCACGAUCCGCUCAGUGUGUAAUUAAUUCCUUUAUGGAAAUAUUUUCUCUACGAACAGAAGAUCAUAACUUAGAACAGUAUUCUGCUGACCAUUUCCAGCAGAGCUGUCAUUUAGUAUUCAAUUUUUUGUAAGAUUUUACAAAUCGAAAUGGUCACCCUGAAGAUAGCAAGAUUUUUGGCUUAGCUUCAUAUCACCUAGUCCAAAAAGUUUUAUAUUCCGAGGUUUGCUUGGAUUUAAACCUAUACCAACGAGUUUUUCAAAUAGAACAAAGCACAGUUAUAUAUCUAUAAUAUACAUAUAUAUAUAACGUAAAAUACACAUAUAUAUUAAACGAAAAACCAUAUAACAUCAUUCUUGAUUCUUUCAGCUGCGCACAUUUUUUUCACACUGCACGUUUUUAUGAAUAUUAUCAUCGGAUUCAAAACUAGAUGUUCUCUUUUAGGGACUUAAGGUAUAUUACAGAAUGUAUUAAUCGGUUUGAAGGGAAUGUACAGUUUAACUCUAAUAUGCCUCGUCGUAAAACUUUAUGUACUGAGAUAAACCUUUCAUGAAAGAUAAGCAUUUCCUAGAAGAAUUUUAUUUCAUUAUGUUUUUGUGUAUGUGUUACCAUCUUAGAGCUCUAUAAAAUGAUUGGUCAAAGUUUUAGGAAUUAGAUAAAACGAAAAUAUAAUUUCAAGAAACAUGAUUUAUGGCAUUUUCAUGUGAUCUGUUUCAGAUGACAAAUCGCUUAAGUUGCAUAAAAAUUGGUUAGCUCAGUAACAAAAGAAAAGUCCUUUGUCUUCUGUUUCUAUUUUCAAGAAAAUUAAAAAAUAGUUGCGCAUUAGUAUAAUUUUCGUUCUGUAUACACUGAAUCCAUACUGUUUUCUAGGUAAUUAUUUUCUUUUAAGUUACAAUGCGAAAUGUAAUGUAUUUGUAAAAUUGUUGUAACAUAUCCAGUUUGAAAGUAAAUGUUGAAAGUGCACAGGUAAAUAAUGUUGCUAUCAAAUUCCAAGAACGCAUUUAAUGACAUCUACUAAUGCAGUAUUUUAUAUACAGUGUAAAAACAGUUCAAUUGAAUCUUGUUUUAUUGUUUCAUAAAGCAACUAAAUAAUUCGUUUUUAUCCGAUUCAAAGAAAUUUGUUUAAAGAUUACUACUUAUUACAGAUCAUUACAGAUUAAAGAAGCUAUGAUAAAUUUAACCGUUGUGUCCAAUUUUAUACUUCACUGUGUGUUUAAAACGUUGCAAAUGUUUUCCCGCUACUAACGUACAAACUAAAGCAAAAAAAAAAAAAAAAAAAAAAAAAAAUCAGUUUCUUCGAGCUGCUAUUCGGUAGCGCUCAGUUACGUUUAAGAAAAAGUACAUUAAACUUUUCCAUGUAAACUUUCCAAGAUUAUUAGGUGGCCUUGUCUUAAGUUUCAUUCCACGUGCUAUAAACAAGUAAUAGUCUAUAUUUAAGUUAAAAAAA
Messenger RNA from Stegodyphus dumicola, 7950 nucleotides. Its product is annotated as nucleolar protein 4. NCBI's taxonomy places the organism in Eukaryota, Metazoa, Arthropoda, Arachnida, Araneae, Eresidae. The record is from RefSeq and is a predicted model, not a curated record.